Molecule: messenger RNA, 3284 nt
Organism: Salmo salar (Atlantic salmon)
Lineage: Eukaryota; Metazoa; Chordata; Actinopteri; Salmoniformes; Salmonidae
Source: RefSeq, a predicted model, not a curated record
GGAGGAAGAGGAGGAGGAGGAGGAGGAAGAGGAGGAAGAGGAGGAGGAGGAGGAGGAAGAGGAGGAGACUGGCCUAUGACCAGAGAGAAUAGUACCAUACGCUGCAGUAAGGGUUCUCGAUGUUAUGGCCUGUGGGAGAAGACUAGAGAUGGAGAGAUACACCUGGUCAAACAGGGUUGCUGGACUCACAUCGGUGACCAGCAGGAGUGCCAUGACGACCGUUGCGUGGUUACGACCACUCCGUCUCAGAUUCAGAACGGGACGUACAGGUUCUGCUGCUGCGGCACCGACAUGUGUAACGUCAACUUCACCGAGGACUUCCCCCCGCCCAGCCCCACCUCUGCUCAGCCAUACCCGCGGCCGUUGUACCGCGAGGAGACCAUCGUGAUCGCCCUGGCGUCUGUCUCCAUAGUAGCGGUGCUGAUCGUGGCGCUGUUCUUCGGGUACCGCAUGUUGAGUGGAGACAGGAAACAGGGACUACACAACAUGGACAUGAUGGAGGCUGCAGCCUCAGAACCCAGCCUCGACCUGGACGGCCUUAAACUACUAGAGUUGAUUGGUCGUGGGCGGUAUGGCUCCGUGUAUAAAGGUUCUCUAGACGAGCGUCCCGUGGCGGUCAAGGUGUUCACCUACCAGAACCGCCAGAACUUUGUCCAUGAGCGAGCCAUCUACCGUGUCCCCCUGCUGGAGCACGAUAACAUCGCACGCUUCAUCGUCGGAGACGAGAGACUCACAGCCGACGGACGCGUGGAGUACCUACUGGUCAUGGAAUAUUACCCUCAUGGUUCUCUGUGUCAGUACCUGAGUCUGCAGACGGGAGACUGGGUCAGCUGUUGCCGCCUCACACUCUCUGUCACACGGGGGCUGGCCUACCUUCACACUGAGCUGCUGAGAGGAGAACUCUACAAGCCAGCCGUAUCUCACAGGGACCUAAACAGCAGGAAUGUUCUAGUAAAGAACGAUGGGACGUGUGUGAUCAGUGACUUUGGUCUGUCCAUGAAGCUGACGGGGAACAGACUGGUCAGGCCUGGAGAGGAGGAGAACGCUGCCAUCAGUGAGGUGGGUACGGUCCGAUACAUGGCCCCAGAGGUUCUUGAAGGGGCGGUGAACCUGAGGGACUGUGAGUCGGCUCUGAAGCAGGUGGACAUGUACGCCCUGGGGCUGAUCUACUGGGAGACCUUCAUGAGGUGUACUGACCUCUUCCCAGGAGAGGCGGUGCCUGACUACCAGAUGGUGUUCCAGGCAGAGGCAGGGAACCACCCUUCCUUUGAGGACAUGCAGGUGCUGGUGUCCAGGGAGAAAGAGAGGCCCAAGUUCCCCGAGGCCUGGAAGGGGAACAGCCUGGCGGUUCGUUCCCUGAAGGAGACCAUGGAGGACUGUUGGGACCAGGAUGCUGAGGCCAGGCUGACGGCUCAGUGUUCAGAGGAGCGAAUGGCUGAACUCCUGCUGAUCUGGGACCGGACCAAGUCCGUCAGCCCCACGGUUAACCCCAUGACCACCACACUGCAGAACGAGAGGAACCUGUCUCACAGCCGCAGGGGUCCUAAAGUCAGCCCUUACCCCGACUACUCCUCCUCCUCCUACAUCGAGGACCACGAGGGCCACACGGUGAAAAAUUUCCCCGUUGGAGACACCUCUAUGUCGUGGACCUCCUCCAUCGGCAUCCUAGGGGGAAGCAACAGUGCCCCCGCAGGCCCAGAGAAGAACCGGAACUCCAUCAACGCCGAGCGUCAGCAGGCCCGUCUGCCCGGCCCGGAGAGCAGCGGCGCCAGCCUCUCCACCACCACGGGGUUCACUCCCAACACCGUCAUGACCUCCAUCUCUGAGUCAGGACACGGGGAGGACUCCUCCAGCACGCUAGGUGGCGCUGUGUUGGUGCCGGUGUGUCUGCAGCUGACCCAGGAGGACUUAGAGAGCACCAAACUGGACCCAAAAGAAGUUGACAAGAACCUGAAGGAGUCUUCUGAUGAGAACCUUAUGGAGCACAGCCAGAAACAGUUCUCUUCUCCAGACCCCCUCAGCUGUAGGUCUUCCUCCCUGCUCUACCCUCUCAUCAAGCUGGCUGAGGAGGUGACUGGGACUGGAGCCGGGGCCCAGGGAGGGUCUGGGAACGGGACCAGUGGGAUGGGGGACCCUCCAGCUACUAUGUUCCCCCUGCCCAAACAGCAGAACCUCCCCAAGCGGCCUAGCAGCCUACCACUCAGCACCAAGACCAAGCAGGGGUCUGGUUCCUCCUGGUUAAAGUCUGGGAAACAUAAAUCUAACCUGAAGCAGGUAGAAACGGGCGUGGCCAAAAUGAACACGGUCUCCCCGGUAGCAGAGCCACACCUGGUUACCGUUACCAACAACGGAACAACCGGGAUUGGCUAUCUGAACGGAGGUGUGGCCUCUUCGUCUGGAGGCGGGGCUCCGUACGGGAUGACCAAUCUGGCGAGCUUCCAGAGUGAGGUGGGCGGAGUAGCCCCCCUGUUGCAGACCCAGCUCAGCGGAGACGACAGUAGACUCAACAUCAACUGUAGUCCUGAUGAACAUGAACCCUUGCUAAGUAGAGAGUUGCCCGCAGCAUGUGACCAGAGAUCAACCAAUCAUCUGGCGGGCUGCACCAACAACAACAACAACAAUAACAGUCUGGUGAUGGGCGUGGCUAGCAGAGGGAUCACAUGUCCACCUGAGGCCCCUGUACACCAGGAGGCUGCCCAGCUCCGACAGCCCAAACCCAGACGACCUGAGAGACCCUGCUCCCUGGACCUCUCUGCCUCCUUCUCUUCACACAACAGCUGCUCAGGUGAUGGCUCGUCACCGGGUGACCACGGAGGGUCAGGUGACAAGAUCAAACGCCGCGUCAAGACACCUUACUCCCUGAAGAGGUGGCGUCCCACCACCUGGGUGGUCUCCACGGAUACCCUGGUGGGCGAGGUGAACAACAAGAACAACAAGGAUGCUGCUGCCAUGACUUCUGACCCCUGUGACCCUGGCAUGACCUGCCUGUGAACCCUGACCCCUGGGUGUGUGGGUAGAGGGACUGGCUAGAUGAAAGGGAAGGGGUGUUCAUAAGCACCAGCUCAUAGCCAAAUAGCUGACUACUAACUAACUCUUAUGUGACCAGCUACUUCGGGGACUUGAACAAAUUAGGGUGCAUCAAAUCAAAAUCAAAUCAAAUGUAUUUAUAUAGCCCUUCGUACAUCAGCUGAUAUCUCAAAGUGCUGUACAGAAACCCAGCCUAAAACCCCCCAAACAGCAAGCAAUGCAGGUGUAGAAGCACGGUGGCUAGGAAAAACUCCCUA